Messenger RNA from Mercurialis annua (annual mercury), 1440 nucleotides. RefSeq names its product 12-oxophytodienoate reductase 3. The coding region runs from base 135 to 1301 and encodes 388 amino acids. Gene Ontology annotation, cellular component: peroxisome. Lineage: Eukaryota; Viridiplantae; Streptophyta; Magnoliopsida; Malpighiales; Euphorbiaceae. Gene Ontology annotation, biological process: oxylipin biosynthetic process; jasmonic acid biosynthetic process. The transcript has 5 exons. Gene Ontology annotation, molecular function: oxidoreductase activity; FMN binding. The record is from RefSeq and is a predicted model, not a curated record.
GAAUAUAUACCAGCAGCUCAGGAACCAGCUUUCUUGAUCUGCUUCAUUUUUUUAUCUUCCAUUUCUGAAAACUAUUUAAAUCCCUUCUUGUUUUCAUUUAUUUAAUUCGGUUACUACAGUAAAGACCAAGAAAAAUGGAAGAAAAAAGCUUGUUUUCUCCUUACAAGAUGGGAAAAUUCAACCUCUCUCACAGGGUUGUGCUGGCGCCAAUGACGAGAUGCAGAGCGUUGAAUGGAGUACCGAACGCUGCUUUGACGGAGUAUUAUGCUCAGAGGUCAACUCCCGGUGGCUUUCUCAUCACUGAAGGCACUAUUGUUUCCCCUUCUGCCCCUGGGUUUCCUCACGUGCCUGGGAUUUAUACAGAAGAACAAGUAGAGGCAUGGAAGAAGGUGGUGGAUGCAGUCCACGCCAAAGGAAGCAUCAUUUUCUGUCAACUGUGGCAUGUUGGCCGCGCAUCUCAUCAAAUUUAUCAACGUGGUGGAGUUGCACCCAUAUCAUCAACAAGUAAGCCUAUCUCGAACAGGUGGAGAAUUCUGAUGCCAGAUGGGAGUUAUGGGAAGUAUCCAACACCAAAGCCCUUGGAAACCUAUGAGAUAAAAGAGGUUGUGGAGACGUACCGCCAGGCAGCCUUAAAUGCCAUUCGAGCUGGUUUUGAUGGAAUUGAAAUCCAUGGGGCCCAUGGUUAUCUUAUUGAUCAAUUCUUGAAGAAUGGAAUCAAUGACCGAACUGACGAGUACGGUGGAUCAAUCGAAAACAGGUGCAGAUUUGCAAUGGAGGUGAUUCAAGCAGUAGUUUCAGCCAUCGGUGCUGACCGAGUUGGUUUCAGAAUGUCACCAGCAAUCGAUCACCUUGAUGCCAUGGAUUCUGAUCCACUCAGCUUGGGUCUUGCAGUGAUUGAGAGACUUAACAAACUCCAACUAACCCUUAAUUCAAAACUCACUUAUCUUCAUGUGACUCAGCCUCGCUACACUGCUUAUGGCCAAACAGAAUCCGGCAGACACGGAACUGAAGAUGAGGAGGCUCGAUUAAUGAGAACUUGGAGAAACGCUUAUCAGGGAACAUUUGUUUGCAGCGGCGGAUUCACGAGGGAGCUCGGAAUUGAAGCAGUAGCUGAAGGCAAUGCUGAUUUGGUAUCAUAUGGCAGACUUUUUAUUUCAAACCCAGACUUGGUCUCGAGAUUGAAGCUAAACACACCAUUGAAUAAGUAUAUCAGGAAAACUUUCUACACCCAAGAUCCUGUUGUUGGGUACACCGACUACCCGUUCUUGAACGGGAGUCAAGAUCCCCUGUCGCGCCUUUGAAUGGGAAGCCAUUGUGAUUAAUAUAUAAUUGUUUCAGCAUCUUAUAUGUUUCCUAGAACAUUUGAGUAUGAAGAAAAAUAAAUCUUUGGUUGAUAGUAGAAGUAGAGAUUACUUGCAUUUCAAGUAAUAAGUUGCUUAA